UACUCGUGAGAUCGUCCGCAGAAAUUUAAUGCGCGUCGCUGUUCUCGCCGAACCUCCGCCUCCGCCGCCGAUUACAACGCUAACUACGUAUUAUAACGCCGAAUAUAAGGCUCCGCAUAGCAAGACACGUUGCAAGGUUACCUUCACGCACAACUAUAUUCUGCGAGCGCGGACGUUAGCGGAAGCCAUGGAUGAUAUUGUUCGCGCUGGGCUGCAGUUCCCUCUACGGAUAAUUAUCGUCAACGAUGUGCAGUUUAUUACCAAUAUGUAUGGAGACCAGUAUCGGGUUUUUACGGAACUUCGUUUUUGACUGUAAUAAAUUCGCACCGUUGGAAGGUGAAAAUGGUACAAGCUGUGGCAGACUGGCAGUACAUAUUACUGCUAUGAUACAAUACUUCAGCUUAGGUAUGUCAUAUUGACUUUGACCGGACAGUUUUUGUCUCGGCUAUGUACUGUAUAUUAUUAUGGCGAUGACAACAUUUAAUCCGGUGCCACUCGACAUUGUUAACUUGCUAAUGAUAACAUAGUUAAAUAACCGCAGAUAAGCAUGGCCGAUUACGGCUACAAACUUUUAUUGCCACUUCUUUUGUACAAUUCUUAUGCAAAAGUAAAGUGUCUUUGACAAGGAGGAUUUUUCCUUGGGCUGACAGCGGCAAUCAGCUUGCGUGUUUUCAUACUUAAAUCUGUGACUGCUCGAGCGCACUCGGCAUUUGGAGACGUAAAAAUACCGGCGAUAUACAGAACGGAAAAAGGUUUUGCCGACAAUUAUUUCAAAAUGAUCCAUGUGAGCGCUUCCUUGUUUCUCGGACUGACAUGGCUUGCGAUCCACGGGAUGGUGCGGUGUAACGGCGACGAUGCGCCAAAUCCCGGCUGCGAAUACUUAAUAUCCCCGGGCAACACCACCCUCUCCUGUCCCGGCGGCAUGGACAUUCCCGUCAACUUUGACGUCACGAAGAUCCGCAAAGGCGUCCAUGAGAUCGUCAUCGCGGCGGGCAACGGCAACGUUCUCCGCUCCGAUGCGCCGCCGCUGCCGGCCAACCUCACUGCACUGCGUAAGAUCUCCUUUUCCGGAUUCACCAAUGAGCACGAUUCCCGUAUCGCCAUUAAGCGCUUCCUCGACAACGUCAAGGACCACAUUACUGAGCUGCGCAUCGACAACAGCAAAGUGGGCUUCCUGGAAGACGGCUUCCUCCAUGGAUUCACGCAGUUGACGACAUUAGACUUAUCUGGUUGCGAUAUUUCUUCCAUCGGAUUAGAAGCGUUUGCUCGCACCGCAAUUGACGUUGCAACACCGUCAAUGAUUGUCGACUUGGCCGGAAACCGGAUCGAAAGCAUCGACUGGGCCGUUUUGGAGCCGAUCGCUCUGACAUCAUUGUCGCUGCAACUUGGAUCCCAAACGCCGGGUCUGAAAUUAAUCAACUGCUCCGCCAACUACAUUUUCAACAGACCGGUCGGUUCUGUGUCGUUCGCGGGAACCAGCUUGGAAUAAUCCUUGCCGUGUGUCAUCGACUCGCUAAACUACGACGCUUCCAGCACUCUGUACGUGGACUACAAC
Molecule: messenger RNA, 1555 nt
Organism: Paramacrobiotus metropolitanus
Lineage: Eukaryota; Metazoa; Tardigrada; Eutardigrada; Parachela; Macrobiotidae
Exons: 4
Coding region: 776-1489 (237 amino acids)
Molecular function (GO): protein binding
Source: RefSeq, a predicted model, not a curated record